Messenger RNA from Phycodurus eques (leafy seadragon), 5069 nucleotides. RefSeq names its product peptidyl-tRNA hydrolase 2 (gene ptrh2). The record is from RefSeq and is a predicted model, not a curated record. Lineage: Eukaryota; Metazoa; Chordata; Actinopteri; Syngnathiformes; Syngnathidae. Gene Ontology annotation, cellular component: cytosol; mitochondrion. Gene Ontology annotation, molecular function: peptidyl-tRNA hydrolase activity. Bases 1280 to 1816 code for a protein of 178 amino acids. Gene Ontology annotation, biological process: positive regulation of anoikis; negative regulation of anoikis. The transcript has 3 exons.
CAAACUCGGUCCAGUUCUUACUUCAAGUCAUGGACAAAACCAAAAUGUCAAGAAACUGUUCAAAGAAAGUUUCAUCUCCAACAGAUAAGCGGAUGCGACGAUUUCCGCGAGAAAGUCAAAAAGUAACACCGCGCAGUCCGACUUUGUUCCACAGCCAUUGUCCUCAUUCACAUCUCAAGCAAAACAAGUGCGGCGCCUCAAAUCAGAACAGCGUGUCACCUUGAGCCGCCCGUGUGUUUUGUAAACGUGAAUGACAAUAUAUGCCUCGAAUGCACUCGAAUAACCUGCAACAUGUUCUCACGUGUCCCUGAGAACCACGCGUCGAGCCACGUGCUUGUAAAUGUUGUUGAAGGGCAGUUCCUCUAAGAGAGCACGCCGCUCGUGGCGCUUGCGGCUCACCACAUCCUCUUGUCGUUUACAAAAUAAACACAUUGUCGUCACACACUUCGAGGCCUCCCUGAGCGCACGCACUGACCUUCCCGGGGGGGCGUGUGGUGUGUCUAUGGCACAACGUUGUCAAAUCCUUGUGCAGCCCGGGGAAUUUCUUCGUAGUCUGCUAACCUCCAACAGUAUCUGUGGAAUGGAAAAUUGCGAGUCCUAUCGGCAUGCGGGAUGAAGGGUAAUGACAGGAAGCCGAUAAGCACAUCCUCGGAUUCCUCUUCUGUGCAGAGUAAAAUAGUUCACGAGGCUUCUGAAGGAAGACUAAACAACGAGGGAGAAGGUCCCGGAGAUGAAGAGCGUCGAGGCCGUCUUGUCUGCCCGUGACGUGCGUCUUUGUUCGACUGUGUGGAUGCGCUUGUGAAAGGCCAACAAAAACAACACUUUUGAACAGUAAAACAUGGGGAUUAACAUCUCUAUUAUUUAUUGCCUGCCAAAACAAAUGUGCGUCACAGAUCUUGAAUCGUGAUAGACAUUGCGCCACCGCGACGCCACCACAACGUAUCUGCGACAAAACAAUGACGAUGUGACGAAAAGUGGCAACUAUCGGCUCUCAUUUAAAGAGGACACGGAAAAUGUACUUUUGAAAUUGCUUGUAGCGUAUACAAGCAGUUGGGUCUGCGGAGUGCCCGCCUGCCCUCCCAUUAAGUGCAAAAACAACCAAGUCAUACAGUGUACUGUAUAUAGUAUCUAACUAUUUCUGAAAAUAUUUCUGCGAGCUAUCCGUUCUGCACGUCUUCCCCAGUUGCGCUGGGGCGAAGAUCCAGAGCUACUCUCAAGCAAUGGUCUGCCACGGGUGCCCUGCCUCCGCUGUUAUGACAAAGCCAUUGUAAGGUUUAACAUGGACGUGCUCAAGGGUCCACUGGACAUGCUCAAGAGUCCGUUGGGCGUGGGCGCCGCCGCCGGACUGGGCUGCGGGCUCUUCCUGGGUUGGCAGCUGCGUGCUUACUUGGGUCCGUCCCCCAAAGGUCUGAUGACGGCCGUGGCGUUGGGCUCGAGCGAAGUGACGCAUGUAGAAGACGGAGGGGAGUACAAGAUGGUCCUGGUGAUCCGCAGCGACCUGAAGAUGACCAAGGGCAAGGUGGCGGUGCAGUGCUCCCACGCGGCCGUGGCGGCUUUCAAACAGGUGCAGCGCAGAAACCCGGACCUCCUCAAAAUGUGGGAGUCCUACGGCCAGUCCAAAGUGGUGGUCAAGGCCCCGGACGAGGACACCCUGGUUCAGCUCAUGGAGGUCGCCAAGGAGAUGAGGCUGCCCGUGAGCCUGAUCCAGGAUGCGGGCAGGACACAAGUCGCCGCCGGCUCCCGCACAGUGCUCAGCAUCGGUCCCGGUCCGACUGAGCUCCUCGACAGCAUCAGUGGAGGCUUGAAGCUUUAUUAAAGCUCCCUCUUCUUCAGAUGAAUGUCCCAUAUACAGCUUCUAUACUGUAGCAACUUGGAAUGUCAAUGUUUAAUACAAAGGAAAUGCAAUUACAUUCUGGAAUUACCUGUACAGGUUACGUGCAAUAACAUUAACCAUGAGAUAAAUAUCUCAAAUGCGCAGGUCGGCACGCUCGCCCGCUGGUUAGCACAUCCGCCUUACAGUUCUGAGGGCCCGGGUUCAAAUCCUGCCUCGCCUCUGUGGAGUUUGCGUGUUCUCCCCCGUGCCUACGUGGGUUUCCUCCCACAUCCCCAAAACGUGAACGCUAGGUUAACUGAAGACUCCAAAUUGCCCGCAGGUGUGAAUACGAGUGCGAAUGGUUGUUUGUUUCUACGUGCCCUGCAAUUGGCUGGCGACCGGUUCAGGGUGUACCCCGCCUCCUGCGCGUAGACAUAGAUGGACAGACAUUAUUUUUAGUACCAUUCACACACCAAUAGACAAUGUAGUUUUCAACAAACCUAACAUGACUUUUGAGAAUGUCAGAGGAAGUCGGGAGAGAACAUGCGAACCCCACAUAUGAAAGUCGGGGUCACGAUUUGAACCCAGUACCUCUUGACCGCAUGCUGCUGCCCCCCUCCCAACUAUAACCAUGAAUACUCUUCACAGUUUUGGAGCAUUACCUUUUAAAGGCAGAAUGUUGUAUUUCAGUGGUCCACAAAGCGAAGCUCAGAUUGUACAGAUUCGUUAAACACUUGGGUGAACACUUUUCAGAAUGCCAAUUCCUACAGUAUAUUAAACAUUGUAACAUCCCAAUUUCUGAAAAUGGUGGAUUUGGGGGUAGAUAUUAGAUUUAAUCCAAAAAAUAGAUCUAAGUAGGGAAUUUCUAACAAGUUUUACUUUUUAAUUAGUAGUGAAAUAUAUUUUUCAAUCAUUUUCAAAUUUAUUGUCAUGCACUUGUUUGGCCUGUUUUGCAUUCAACCAAAGACUUAAGUGGGGAAAAAAAAUGGCCUAAAACUAUUCAAAUAUAGAUUUAUAGAUUCAAAUAUAAUCAUUUUGUGUAUUUAGUGUUUAGAUUAUUACUGCUGCAGGAAUAUUCAUUUGGGUGUUAGAAAUAAAAGCUUUGUAUUCCAUGUAAGUUUCUUGAUCCUAAAUUAGGGAUGGGAAUUUGACUACAUUUCAUUGACUGAUUCGAGAGUAACUUGACAACCAAUUGGUCAUUCGUUGGUUAACUUAUUUAGAAUCUCGGAAUUUUUCUGGACACCCAAGCACGGGGAGAACAUGAAAUCUACAAAGGCAGGCCUGAGCCAAGAUUCAAACCCUGAACCUCAGCACUGUGAGGCAGGCGCGCGGACCACUGCUUUCCUAAUUGCUUACAUUUGUUAAAACUCAUUGACUGCCAGCCUUCCCAGUUCAUAAGGAUAUUUGACCUUGAAAGCCAUCCGUUGCAGUGAAUGUGUUUAGAUGAUAGUCACCAAGAUGCUCUCGCAUGCUUUAUGCACCAGAGACUACAGGGGAGCAUCUUUUUUUUUUUUAUUAGUUUUUCAAAAAUAUACUGAUCAGGGUUCACCACUAUACUUGAAGUUUUUCCAUUUGUUUGAUAUUUAGGCAGCACAUCGGACGACUGGUUGGCAUAUCUGCCGCACAGUUCUAAGGUCUGGGGUUCAAUUCCCGGCCCCGCCUGUGUGGAGUUUGCAUGUUCUCCCCGUGCCUAUAUAUAUAUAUAUAUAUAUAUAUAUAUAUAUAUAUAUAUAUAUAUGGCCUGGAAGUGUUGUAGAAACUCGUACCAUAACGGCCCAUAACAUAAUAAAUUUGCCCUUAAAUGAAACAGGCCCAUAACAACAAAAUUCCUGAACCUAUAACAGUAACUUCAGGCCAAUUACGUAAUAGUAUUACCAUAAAGUGAGCUGCUGACGUGUACAAAGUCAGGUUACACUGACACGUAGGAAUGAAACUUCAUUGUGAACGGAGUUUUAUAGUUCUCGAGUUCGGUGAUUCUCAAAAUGUGUUACGAGUACAAUUAGCGGUACACGAAAGAAUCACUGAAUUAAAUACAAUUAAACUUGACACGAAAUACAAUCAAAAAAUAGAAGCAGGCUUCUCGCUAUGAAAGUUUUGUUUUUUUUUCAUUUCUCAAGUACACCAGUUGUAUUUGAGUACAGUAAAUGUGCUUUUUAGGACUAAAACCUCAGCCUCUAUAAAUAAGUUUGAAUGUAUUUUAAUGUUGGCCAUUAUGGUGGUACUUGGUGUGAAACGUACGAGCAUUACUUUUCUAGUUCAUUGAUUCUGUACUUUGGUCUGAAAAUAACCUGUGUAGCCACUUUUCAUGACAUUGUUUGGUGGCAUGUAGUCAAAAUUGUAAUAAAUAAAAGCUGGGAAAUGGUUGACCCUUUCCGUAUACAGGGGGUCCCUCUCCGUUCCGCAUUUAAGACAAAAAAUACCAAAAAACCACUGACAAACCAGAAGCCUUUAUUUUUAGUGGAAAACAAAACCGCCGUUUCAUUUAUUAUGAUCCUGAUUAUGCACAAUCAAGUAUCGUAAGUGCACAAUUUCAAUCGUGGAUAACUUAGGCAGGAUUAUAAAUUCAAAAAGGAAUUCAUGAUUUUCUGUAUAGAUGCAAAUUUUGGAUAUAUCUAUAUAUAUAUACUUCAAAUUACCACAAGUCCCGUGACGAUUCUGAACCAACAAGAGGAUCUCCGCAGUGACCCACACUAAAAGGUGCAGAAACAACCUGCAGCAUACAGAGGGCGCAAUAUAGGUCUGCUUCCCUCCCGAGUUGGACUGGUCCCACGUUAUGAUCGCAUUUAAAGCACAAUGGCGUGUCGUCUGGAGAUGUACAAAGUCCUGCAUAGAGUGGAAAGAGUCGACCUUCUCUUUAAAUGCUCUCCUUUGACAAUCGGCCCUGAAAAAGUGUUUUGUGGGGACGUGACUGGGACAAUGUAGUGUUUCUGGACUGCGGUGGACACUUGAUCAAAAGGGAAGGUGCACAAGCGGGUUUUGUGAUACAAUAUUAAAUGCAUUUUAGUCAGGAAGCUGCUCACACAUUCACGAAUAGGAAAAAGGGUCGACAUGAAUUUCUUCUCACUACUGAGUGCAAAUCAGAAGCUUCACAACUGAAGAGAACUAGCUCUUCCCCGGCCCACCCUAUUUUACAUAAACCACAUUACCAUUCAAAUAAAAUAGAAGAAAUUAAUCUAGUCAUUAAGGAAUGUGAGAAAAUUGAUUCUUUUGUGAUUAAAUCUUUGACAAAAAAUAAUAAAACAGUCCAUGAAAGCUU